This is a messenger RNA of Rhineura floridana, 3017 nucleotides long. It is a transcript of the gene NTRK1, whose product is annotated as neurotrophic receptor tyrosine kinase 1. Gene Ontology annotation, cellular component: plasma membrane; axon; signaling receptor complex. NCBI's taxonomy places the organism in Eukaryota, Metazoa, Chordata, Lepidosauria, Squamata, Rhineuridae. The transcript has 16 exons. The coding region runs from base 84 to 2483 and encodes 799 amino acids. The record is from RefSeq and is a predicted model, not a curated record. Gene Ontology annotation, molecular function: neurotrophin binding; neurotrophin receptor activity; ATP binding. Gene Ontology annotation, biological process: regulation of phosphatidylinositol 3-kinase/protein kinase B signal transduction; multicellular organism development; cellular response to nerve growth factor stimulus.
UCCGGGCACAUGUCCCCGGGUGGACCAGGAGGGCAGAGGCGCCGAGCGAGAGAGCCGCACCUGCCGGGCUCUGCGAGCCAAGGAUGUGUCCCCGAAGAGGAAAGGGGCUAAGGGGCCCUGCCGGGCUGCUCCUCGGCCUGGCCUGGCUGCUCCUGCCCCCGAGCGCCGCCUCCCCCUGCCUGGAGCAGUGCCGGUGCUACAUGAACGCCUUGUUCUGCCAGGAGCCCAACGCCAUCCAGAGCCUGGCGCAGCUGCGCGGCUUGGAGAACUUCACGGAAAUAGUCAUUGAGAAUCAGACUGCCCUGACAAACCUGACUCUGGAUGACAUGAAGAACCCUCGAGAGUUGAAGAAUCUAACCAUCUCAAAGACUCAGCUGCAGUUCAUUGCACCAGACGCCUUCAGAGGCAGCCCGAAUCUGACACACGUGAACCUCGCCUUCAACCAGCUGCGGUUCCUCUCCUGGAAGCUCUUCCACCACCUCCGUCUCCAGGAGCUAGUCCUUGUGGGGAACCCCCUCCAGUGCACCUGUCAGCUCCGGUGGCUGCAGUUGUGGCAGGAAAGCCGGCAGGUCGAGGUGCCAGGCAACCAGUCCUUUCACUGCAUGGCAGAAGGCGAGAACAGUAUGAUACCUGUGGCUGACAUGAGCGUUGUGGCCUGUGACAUCCCAAGGGUCAAGAUUGAGUACAACCAGGACCCAGUGGGAGAGGGCGAGAGUGUCAACCUGACAUGCAGUUUCACAGGAGAGCCACGGCCAGAUGUACACUGGAAGGUUCCGGACGUUGGGUCUGAUCCUCACCCCAUCAUCACUGAGAAGUCGGAGUCUGAACUCCUGCUGCAGAUCCUGAACGUCUCUUCUGACUUCAACCUCCAAAAUAUCACAUGCCAGGCAGAGAACGAGGCAGGAGUCGGCGAGGACACGGCCCAGCUGAAUGUGACAUUUCCUGCUGUGAUCCAUGAGGUGGGCACAGUUGUGCAUUUGCACCACCCAUGCAUCCCCUUCUCGGUGGACGGCAACCCCAGUCCCGAGAUCCGCUGGCAGUUUAACUCCGUCGAUGUGGAGGAGAAUGAUUUAGUUCGCACUGAUCUCUUCCGUGACGGGUACCACAACUCCACGGUGGUGCAUGGCUGCCUGAGCUUCAACAAGCCCACUCACCUCAAAAACGGCAACUACACUUUGCUGGUGCACAACCCUCUGGGCACAGAUGCCCUCACCACCUCCCAGCACUUCAUGGAUGCCCCUGAUGAGAGCUUCCGUCCAGAGGAGCCCAUCCAUGGAACAGGUGACAGGAACAACACUGAGCAAGGAGGGCCCGUGGAGACCUCAGAGGAACACACCGUUGGGAUCUCUGUGGCUGUGGUCUUGGCAGUAUGUGCCUGCAUCUUCCUCUCUGUCAUGCUGAUCAUCCUCAACAAGUGUGGACAACACUCCAAGUUUGGAAUUAACCGGUCAGCUGUGUUGGCACAAGAGGACGACCUGGCCAUGUCCCUGCAGUUCAUGAACUGGGGCAGUACCCCCCUUUCCUCAGCAGAGAGCAAGCUGGAUGCCCUCAAGACAAACUUCAUUGAGAACCCCCAGUACUUCUGCAACACAUGCGUCCACCACAUCAAGCGCAGGGACAUCGUCCUCAAAUGGGAGCUGGGGGAGGGAGCCUUUGGCAAAGUCUUCCUGGCCGAGUGCUACAACCUCAGCCCUGCACAGGAGACGAUGCUGGUGGCUGUCAAGACCCUGAAGGAAGCAACAGAGAACACCCGCUUGGAUUUCCAGCGUGAGGCAGAGCUCUUGACAGUCUUGCAGCACGAGCACAUUGUCAAGUUCUAUGGAGUCUGCACCGACAGCGAACCCCUCGUCAUGGUCUUUGAGUACAUGAAGCAUGGAGACCUCAAUCGCUUCCUCAGGUCCCACGGACCAGAUGCCAAGAUACUGGAUAAUGGCAAUGGCCAGCCCUUUGGCCAGCUGAACCUCAGCCAGAUGCUGCAAGUGGCCACGCAGAUUGCCUCCGGGAUGGUCUACCUGUCCUCCCUGCACUUCGUCCACCGGGACUUGGCAACCCGGAACUGCCUGGUGGGGCACAACCUGGUGGUGAAGAUCGGGGACUUUGGCAUGUCCAGGGACAUCUACAGCACUGACUACUAUCGGGUGGGGGGGCGGACAAUGCUCCCCAUCCGAUGGAUGCCGCCAGAGAGCAUUCUGUAUCGGAAGUUCACAACAGAGAGCGACCUCUGGAGCUUCGGGGUGGUCCUCUGGGAGAUCUUCACCUACGGGAAGCAGCCCUGGUACCAGCUUUCCAACACGGAGGCUAUUGAAUGCAUCACCCAGGGGCGGGAGCUGGAGAGGCCCCGGACGUGUCCCUCGGAGGUCUAUGACAUCAUGCAGAGCUGCUGGCAGAGGGAGCCCCAGCAGCGGCAGAACAUGAAGGUUGUCCACAGCAGGCUGCAAGCCCUCAUGAAGGCCCCCCCUGUCUACCUGGACGUCCUCAGCUAAGGCUGAGGCAGGGCGGGAGGAGAGGGAGGGGGAACCAGCCUCUCCCCUCCACUUGUGCUCCGUGAACACCAGGGACCCCACUGCCGUAGCUGGUGCCGGUGAAAACACUACACAACUCCUCCCCUGCUAUUCGCACCUGCAACCUGGUGGAAGACAGGAAGGGGAGGAGUAGAUUCUGUGUCUUUGUCUGGGGAGACCCUGAAAUGUCUGCGAAAGCAACUCCCUGAAGUCAAGAAUUUCCCUCUGGAGGCCUUUAAAUGCCCCCUUUAAGACUUUUGCUCUGGAACUAGACAGGCAUACCUGAAUUGGGUGGGGGGCAUGGGACAUGCCAGCCCUCCCCUCAUUGUUGGGGAAAGGACAACAGUUUGCCACCUUCUGGGACUUGACAACCCCCCUCCCCAUUUUACUCCCUGGACUCACUAGUUGAAGGCAACCUGUAUGUAUUCCAGAGCCUGGGGGGGGGGAGAGAGAAACUGUUGUUGCUGUUGAGAAAUUACUGUUGUUCUAAGCUUUAGAUCUUUAUUAUAAUAGCUU